UGGAAUAUUUUUGCAUUUUUGAAAAGUGAAAUGAAAUAAAACUUGAUUAACAACACAGUGUACGUACGUAAACAAGCUAUCCGUUCAAGGGCAAUCAUCGGGAUUUGCGCUAGUGGUGUGAUUCUCAAGUGGUUUACCAGUGACUCAUGAGUGAAGAAUUUUCUAGCCCUUGAAUCCAAUUAAACUAAAACGAUCAAUACAUUGUGGACAGCAUUUUGCCUCUAGCAAGCACGUACGUUUGAAGAAUCAUGUGGGAAAAACGGUACGAAAACAGGCGACUGAAGGCGGUCGCGUUCUGCGUACUCCUGGCCGUGUCCACCAUGCUGCCAUCGACGGACGCCCUCAAGACGAAGAGUCGCAGUAAAAGCUCCUCAUCCUCAUCCUCUUCCGGGCGCGUCUCGAAACCCAGCUCGACGAGCUACAGCAAUCCGGGCAGCUUGAGCUACAGCAACUACCAAUCGAAACCGGCCCCGAAACCGGCCCCGAAACCGUCUGCUCCGGUCGAUACCUCGAACCAGCGCAACAUUGGCUGGAACGUGAACAAUCAGGCCAAACCGGCUGGUUCCGUGGCUCAACCGGCCGUCAACAAACCGCCUCCCUACCCGGUACAGUCAAACGCCGCCAAACCUCCAUACCCGGUACAGUCGAACGCUGGGAAGCCACCAUAUCCGGUACAGCAGCACAGCAACACUCACCAGACCCAUGCCGCACCGGGAGGUCCUCCACCGCCCUACUCGCACGGACCACCGCCACCGUACUCGGCCGCAAACAAUCCCAACAUGAACUCCCGCUUUAACGAGCCCCCGCCGAUGUACAGUCCGGGCAAUCAAGGCUUCCGACCGGGACAGCCCGGUUUUGGACAGCCGGGAUCGUACGGUCAGCCCGGGUUCGGCCAACCGGGCAGCUUUGGACAGCCGAUGGGAGGAUACGGAGGGGCUGGUGGGUAUCAUCCACAGGGCGCUGGAUUCGGCGCACCGCAUGGCACGUUCCAGGGUGGUGGCUAUGCCCCACCGGUCAACUACGCCCCGCAACCAUCAUUCCCCAUUGCAGCGAUUCCGGUCGGUGCGUACAAACCGCAGAGCUCGGGCCUGGGAGUGGGCGGUAUUGCUGCCGGCAUCGGCACGGGACUGUUGGCGGGAGCGGCUGGGUCCGCACUGUACAACGCCCUCCGUCCGGAGGAUCGUGGACGCUAUCGGGAAGGGCCGGGAGGAGGUGGCGUGACCAUCAUUAACAAUGUUCCAGCAGCGGCCGGUGCUGCACCGGUGGAAGGUGCUGCCCCGGCAAUGGCAGCCGCACCCGUUCAAACGUCCCCCGGUGUUGCAGCUGCUGCUCCCGUGCCGAAUUCACCCCCAGCAAGUGGUGCAGCCGAUGGAUCAUCCAACGUCCCGCUAGCUCCAAUGCCCGGUUCCAGCGAUAAUGCGAACGCAAACGCUCCAAACGCUCCCGUACAAACAGACCCCAUGGAAACGACCACAGUCGAUCCGAACGCGAAACAGUACAUCCCACCGCCCGGUCAGUACUAUCCGGCCACCGGGCAGUACGUACCGCCGGGUGAGUACGAUCCUGCGACGGGCAUUUUCACACCGGGCCGCUACAUCGCCGAGACCAACAUCUUCCAGUCCGGUUUGUAUGAUCCACUGUCGCAGAUGUUUACGCCGGGGCGGUACGACGCAACCGGACAGUUCAUUGCCGAUCCGGACAAUCCACCACUGUCACUGGCACCGAACAGUGGUGCUGCACCUGCAGCGCAACCGGAAACGGUUACACCGGCCGUUGCUUCGCAGUUUAAAACUACAAGCGGUGCGAACAUGCCGCCAAUCUCCAAUCUGUUGGUGGCGCUUGGUGCGGUGUUCUUGUCAUUUAUUGCACGUUUUUAAAAAAGAAGUGAGCUUUGUUUUUGUUAUUUUUGUUUGUAACUAAUUUCUAGUCAUUUAACUGUCGAUUCAAAAUCGUCCAUAUUUUUCGAAAGUAUUUUCUAGCGAAACCAGUAUUUUAUUUUUUUAAAAGCAAUUUCAAACGAAAAGAAUUCUCAAGCACCUCAAAAACGCAUACCUGAAGCGAGUUUUUAAAAAGGAAGCACUGCAUGCCACGUGGUUCUAAAUCACAGCCAUUUAAAGAAGGUUAACACAACUUCAAUAAUGCAUCUUACACGGCGCGUUAGAGACAAUUGAUAUAAUUCCUUGCCAUAUGUGAUUUUGUUACUUUAUCAGCUUUUAUUGUCUGAAACGCUUUGAAGCAGGGAUUUUAAGUCUUUGGUUAACAGUAUAAUAAACAAUGGAGUGUAAGGAAAUAUUACUAGAAGCAAGCUAGAACCAACGUAAGGAUAGGGCAGCUCCCAUUUUCAUGAUGCGCAUUUACCCAACUACCAAAACUUCUGACCAGAUUUAGAGUUUUAUACUGUUUUUCCGGAUCAGUUUCCAAUCUUAACACCAUUAUUCAACACUUGAGAGAUGUUUUUCAACAGCACAGCUGUCAACACAUAUUCCCUCUGUUGAAAAACAUCGCACGAGCGUUGAAUCAUUGCUAUUUACUUUGGAAACUGACUCUUUAAAUAGUUGAUUGUCCCAGUUGUAAUUUUCUUGAUUCAAUGCUACCCAUUUAAUAACUAUUCAUUGAACUGUUUCAUGCUCUCUAGCAUCGUUUUUCUCUACAGAGACGUUAAUAACGUUGCCAUAACAUUACUUUUACAACCUGUCCACCUGUCUCUUGUAUAAAUCGGGAGAAAAUUCUCUUUCGUGGACCGGAAAAGCCAUGACAUAUAUUUACCCUACCAAAAAACCCUCCCAAGAUGAAUCUCUUUACACUAAACUUUAUACCUGAGCGAUAUAAGUAUAUAUUUUGUCUCUCUCUAGCAAUGUCGUGUCUUAAUGUGCAUGUAGCAUUUAAAAGCGUACCAAUAAAGGGAAGCGGGGCGACUUUACGUAGUGUCAGCAAACUUUACACCAUGGUAGAUCGUAA
Molecule: messenger RNA, 2958 nt
Organism: Anopheles gambiae (African malaria mosquito)
Lineage: Eukaryota; Metazoa; Arthropoda; Insecta; Diptera; Culicidae
Product: trithorax group protein osa
Exons: 1
Coding region: 249-1877 (542 amino acids)
Source: RefSeq, a predicted model, not a curated record